Achroia grisella is the source of this 989-nucleotide messenger RNA. RefSeq names its product dnaJ-like protein 60 (gene DnaJ-13). Gene Ontology annotation, cellular component: endoplasmic reticulum. The record is from RefSeq and is a predicted model, not a curated record. NCBI's taxonomy places the organism in Eukaryota, Metazoa, Arthropoda, Insecta, Lepidoptera, Pyralidae. Gene Ontology annotation, molecular function: misfolded protein binding; protein-folding chaperone binding. Bases 109 to 930 code for a protein of 273 amino acids. The transcript is spliced from 8 exons.
AGUUUGAGUGAAUAUAUUAUCAGAUACAAUUGUUUGAACAAAAAAUGGAAAUUGCCAAAACAUGAACUUUCAAUACAAUUUUAGAGAAAUUGGGUAGACAAAAUCGUAAUGUAUUUUAUGAGACGUAAUACUGACUUCAAGUCAAUUUGCACAUUUGUUAGGUUUUAUAGUGUGGCUAAAAAGAAUUAUUAUGAAAUACUCAAUUUACGCAGAAAUUGCACAGACAAAGAAAUUAAAGAUGCUUUCAUUCAAAUGAGUAAAGAAUAUCAUCCAGACAAAAAUAAGGAUGUAAAAGCACAAGAGAAAUUUGUCAGUGUUGUGGAGGCCUAUAACGUCCUGGGGAAACCAUGCAGUCGUGCACAAUAUGAUAGUAUGUUUACUGUGGAGUCAUCACAUUCUACCAACACAGCAUAUGUUUACAGAACUCAUGUGCCAUACAAUUUACGAAACAACCCCAAAUACAGUUAUUAUUAUGAACAUCAAAAGACAUCAAAUACAAAUGAACAAGCAAAGCCACAGGGAGUGACAGUUAAGAAAUUGCCAAACUAUAUUAUCAUUAUGAUGUGCUUUGGGGUCGCUUUAAUUGGAGUUAUUUUGCAGGUCUAUGUCAUCAGAGAGAUGUAUCUAAGUGGUAGCCGACAAUCUAUGGAAAGGUCUAAGCAUUUAGCAGAAGAAUUGGACAGGGUGCGAGGUACUGCACAUGGAAAGACCAAUGAGGAACAAACACGCAUGUUAUUGGAUAAAAUAGUGACAGCUGCAAACCCUACAGUGGCGACGGCUUCCCUUGGACAGGCACUGGCCAGCGAGAAAAAAUUUCAGAGUGAAUCGCUGUCAACAGAUAUUGAUGUACUGGACGAGUCUUACAAUUCGGCGAUGAGGCAAAGCAUGAAGGAAUGUCUAACAGACUUCUCUUUUAAAAGUUGGUACUAAAUAUAAAAGUGAUUACCAUGUCCUUUGUAAAUAUAACGUACCGUAAUAAAAAUAAAAUU